UCUAUAUCCGGGUGAAGUCAUGUUUACAGUCCGGAUGGUGGACGGCUAGAGCCGAGUGAGAAAGAUUCAUUUGCGUCGUUUAUGAAAGGAUUUUGAUGCGGGUUCUUUAGUGGGGAGGGCAAAUGGCAUCUCAGAUCCCCAUAACGGUCAGGGCCCAGCCUGCAGCGGCCAGCUCUGCCGCUCUCCGGGGAAAGAAACGCCCCGGUAGUCCGGCGGUCUCAGCCGCUCAGCAGGCCACCGGGAGCGGCAGCAAGAAGAAGAAAGCACCGCUGAUAGCGACACCGACAGCACAGACACAGAUAACAGCAGCAGAGACGGUGGCAGAGGUGAAGGCAGUGGGAUUAGUGGACAGCGGUCAAACUGCCACCACAGAGUCCACAGCAAAGCCUCCACCAUUCAAAGACCCCACAUUUAUGCAUUCUGGGAUUGGCGGAGCAGCAGCGGGCAAAAAGAACCGGACCUGGAAGAAUCUCAAACAGAUUCUAGCUUUGGAGCGGACUUUACCCUGGAAGCUCAGUGAUCCCAACUACUACAACAUUGAUGCCCCUCCCUCCUUGAAGCCAGCCAAGAAAUACUCGGACAUCUCUGGACUCCCAGCAAACUACACAGACCCUCAGACAAAGCUGCGCUUCACGUCCACUGAGGAGUUUUCCUACAUCCGCCUCCUCCCCACUGAUGUUGUUACAGGCUACCUGGCCCUUCGAAAGGCAACCUGCAUCGUACCCUGACAGUGUAGCGAGGCCUGAAACCUGAAACAGGUUCAGACCAGAACUGAACUGGUGUCGGAGCAGGAAGUUGUCGGGGAGGCCAGAAGAGUCUGAGAGCUCACAGAGGCAACCCAGGCCUGAACACCACUGAAAAGAUUGUGGCUCACAGGCUGACCACUGAAAAGCCUCUGCACUGCUGUUAUUGAGAAGACAGGAUCAUAAUUGUUACUGUGUGACAAAAUAAAUGGAACAAAUGUGACUUUUUCCCGUUUAGAAAAAACAAAAAAACUCACAGUGAUUGCUUUAUUGCUCUGUUGGUGAGGCGUGUUUACUGUCGGACAGUGUUGCCAAUAGCUGGAUCUUAUUGUGUCACUCUGCAAGUGAAUGUCCAGUCAACUGGACAAAACACGUUUUAUUUCUUGAAGGGAAGGAAAGUUAAUUCUUAGUUUUUGAGUUAAUUGAAAAGUCAGCAAUAGGCAGUUUUUUUGCUUUGUCAAAAUACAUUUCCCAGUGCCCUGAAUGAAGCUGGAUAAACCAUUGCAGUGGACAACUGGUUCUCAAGUACUGAAUAUAAGCAUUACUGGUGAGGGUGCUGUGUGCCCCCUUGUGGUAGAACAUCUGUUCCCAGUGGUGUAAACGUCUCUACACAAACUUUAAUACCUGUCAGUGGAAAUUCAAUCUGAUUGAUGUAGAGAAAAGCAAACAUGUUGCAAAGCUGUUGGAAGGAGUUUUCAAUGUCAGACUGACUGUCAGUUACUUUUCUAUAAGGUGCUUAAUAAAGCUAACUUGAAUUUUCA
Messenger RNA from Lates calcarifer (barramundi perch), 1504 nucleotides. It is a transcript of the gene ino80c, whose product is annotated as INO80 complex subunit C. Bases 123 to 728 code for a protein of 201 amino acids. The record is from RefSeq and is a predicted model, not a curated record. Gene Ontology annotation, cellular component: Ino80 complex. The transcript has 5 exons. Gene Ontology annotation, biological process: chromatin remodeling. NCBI's taxonomy places the organism in Eukaryota, Metazoa, Chordata, Actinopteri, Centropomidae.